CGGGCGAGCUCUCCCCGCCUUUGCGUCUGUCGCGGCGGGGCCGCUCGGUUUCCUGCUCCUCCGCCGCCCUCUGGGCAGCUGCCGAGCCGGGUCGAGUCUGCAGCCGCCGCCGAGUGAGGAGGGGCCGGGCGGCCGGCCGGAGCGCAGGUCGUUUGAUUAGUGCAAUUGUGCGACUGACUGACUGACAAGACUAAACAUGAGGGUAGCAGGUGCUGUAAAGUUGGUGGUAGCUGUCUCAAUAUUUCUACUGACAUUUUAUGUCAUAUCUCAAGUAUUUGAGAUAAAAAUGGAUACAAACUUAGGAAACCUGUUUGCUAGAUCAGCAUUGGAGGCAGCUGCACGCCCUACAAAACCACCCAGAUAUAAAUGUGGGAUUUCAAAAGCUUGUCCUGAAAAGCACUUUGCCUUCAAAAUGGCAAGUGGAGCAGCCAACGUAGUUGGGCCAAAAAUUUGUGUAGAAGAUAAUGUUUUAAUGAGUGGUGUUAAGAAUAAUGUUGGCAGAGGAAUAAAUAUAGCUUUGGUAAAUGGCAAAACGGGACAAGCAUUGGACACCAAGUUCUUCGACAUGUGGGGAGGAGACGUGGCACCGUUUAUUGACUUCCUAAAGUCCAUUCAGGAUGGAACUAUAGUGUUAAUGGGAACCUAUGAUGAUGGUGCAACCAAGCUUAAUGAGGAGGCACGGAAACUGAUUGCUGAACUGGGAAGCACAUCUAUUACUAACCUUGGUUUUAGAGACAACUGGGUCUUUUGUGGUGGAAAAGGAAUUAAGACUAAAAGUCCAUUUGAACAGCAUAUAAAGAACAACAAGGAUACUAACAAAUAUGAAGGCUGGCCAGAAGUUGUUGAGAUGGAAGGCUGUAUCCCUCAGAAGCAAGACUAAACGAUUCAAAACAAAGAAUGUGAGAGAAAAUGCACUUUCUGCUAUUAUAAGGGAGAGGGCCAUGAAGAAGAUACUAUGUUAUGUAAAUAUUUUUAAAGCAUGCAUCCAUCUUGUCGGUGUGCGCAUGAGCAUUGACAUUUUGAAUAUCAGAAUUAUUUAUUUGCUAAUACAUGUAGAAAUCGUUUUGUAAAUAGGCCCAAAAUAAACAAGACAGUGAAACAUUUCUAAACAGCAUUCCUCAAAGUGCAAAAUUUAGUUUGCCUAUGGUAAAUAAUCAUUUUAGUUCUACUGACUAAGCAGUUAAGUAGCCAGUAAAGGAAUGAGCUCAUACUGAAGGAUAUCGUACUGUCCUAUAACAAUGUAAAUGUUGCUUUGAGUCCGUAACCUUUGUGGAAUAUGUAGAUUUUAGUGAGAAAUUAAAAAGCUUUAAUUUUUUUAUCCUCUGCCUUUUGGUGGCAGCAUCACUUUUUAUUAAAGAUCUAUUCAGUUAUUCUAGUACAAAUGCGUUAUAAUUUUGUUUUGCAGCUCCCCCCAAAAAAACCUAAUAAUCAACAAUAAUAAUAAACAAAAUUAGCGUACUUUAUACAACAGUGUAGAUCAGCCACGAGAAGCACAAUUAAAUAAUUUUUUUAUUAAAACAAAAGUAAAUAUAUAAAUACUUGUACAUGAUAUUUAAAAAAAGCUUGAAAAGAUUUGUAUUUAACAUGGAAAUAGUGUUUACUUUGUAGAAGAUACUUGGCUUAAUAACAGUUCUAUGACUCAAUUGUUUUGUUUUUAUUACAAUUUUUGUACCAGCUGCCUGACCUUCAGUUCUACCUACUGCUGUUCAGCAAUACUAACUAGCUGAAUGAGAGAGCUGUCUGAUGGAAUGCCCUUCUGUUUUAAUUCUAGUCCUAGGAGCGAGAUUUCCCAGUGAGGGAAGCAUGUUAGAAAAUGGGCUGUUUCCUUAUAGGAAUUAAUUUAGUAUACAUAAUUUUAUGCACAGUUUCACUACUACCUGUGCUGCUUCUAAUGUGAAUCAAGAUACUCAAUCAGUACUUGGGAUGUUACAGAGAGCAUUUUGAGAUAUGAAUCAGGUGUAUCAGUUGGUAUUGAAAAACUAGCUAACACUGUUAUCUUCAUCCCUUUCAGCAAUGGAUUUUAAAAAACUGGACAAAGUUAAAGUGGCCUUAUACCGUAGCUCAUGUAAGAGUAAAUAGAAAACCGAACACUUUCUGUAGAAAUUAAUUUUUUUAAUCACUUAUAUUUUUUAGUAGGGCAGGCUUAGAAUUCUUUUUCUGAAUACAAAGUGAGUACAGUGAAACUGACUAUCCAGGCAUUCAGUGUACAGGCCCUAGAGCAGAAUUCUAUUUAAUCUCUUGGAGUUCUAUUUAUACUGUUUGUUCUAGUACAAAUGGUCAACAUCUUUGAGCAGUACUAUAAAAAAUUUUUUAGGAACUUCAGUAUGAAUCACAAAUAGUGCCACUCAGAAUGUUCUAUAAUCAGUAUCUUCUGAGACAAACUUAAAAUGGUUUGCACUAAAAUCUUUAAAGUAAUACAGGGAAUAAUAACUUUGUUCAGAAUAAUAUCCACCUCUUAAUACAGGAAUGAGUAAGACUGGAAUUUGAAUUGUUUUCUGUUUAACUAGCCUGCUAUGUAACGUUUUCCCCUCAAAUUUAAUGUAGAACAGCAAUAAAUGCACCUUAUACAGUGAAACCAUUUAUUUGUAAACUAUCAUGCAGAUUUUUAGUUCUUACUUGAGAGAGAUUACAUCAUACGUGUCAAACUAUGUAUAUUUUUUCAUCAAAUAAAGUAAAAAUCCCCUCCGUUCUAUAAA
Caretta caretta (loggerhead turtle) is the source of this 2696-nucleotide messenger RNA. It is a transcript of the gene FAM3C, whose product is annotated as FAM3 metabolism regulating signaling molecule C. Lineage: Eukaryota; Metazoa; Chordata; Testudines; Cheloniidae. The record is from RefSeq and is a predicted model, not a curated record.